AACAAAUCAAUUUACGAACACGCCGUAAAUAUUCAUGCAAUGAUGGAAGUAAAAAUGGAAAUCUAACAAAUGUUUGAAUUCAGCGCAUCAGGCAACACUGUGUUCGACAAACAACAUUCGCAGAAAAGGAAACAAAUAAAUAUCAUCAGUUAUCAAAAAUUGCCACAGAAUCAUAAUUUUUUGUUCAGUAUGGAGGACCUUUUGAAAGAAUCCAUAUCUUCGUCUGAACUGGAGAAAAUCGAGAAAAAAUAUAACCAAGAAUUAUACGAGAAAACCCUAUCAAAUACAACGCAAUUCGAGUAUGCCUGGUGCCUGGUCCGGAGUGAUUUUGCCAACGAUAUGAGAAAUGGCGUCAAACUCAUGGAAGAUUUGUGUGUGAAGGAUCCCGAUGGCAAACGAGACUACAUCUACUACGUAACCAUCGGCUACACCCGCCUUAAGGAGUACUCGACGGCCAUGGAGUUUGUAAAGGCAUUUCUGGAAAUCGAACCUACCAAUCAGCAGGUCCUACGCUUGGAGGAGUACAUCAAGAAAAAGAUGCACACCGAGGGCAUGAAGGACGUGGCCAAGGCGAGCGGAGCAGUUCUCGUAAUCGGAGGAAUUCUCGGUCUCGGGUUGGCGGCAUUGGCAUCCAGAAAAUGAAAUUCGGCCAAACAUUAAACAAUAACGGCCAUGCUAUGUAGUACAGGAUUUAUAAAUUAUGUUGAAACGGUUAUAUGCAUGAAGUGGACAUGUUUCUUUUAAUGAGCUUUUUUAAGGUUCCAUAAAUAUACAUAGAAGAAGAAAAAAUGCUAUGAAUUAUUCCAAAACACUUAACUUAGCUGUUGCUUUUUCCGUUCCCAAUGUCUCCAAUAUAUUUGAAAUGUUAGACUCUCAAGUAGCAAUCGACUCGAAUUGAGGAAACAUUCACAUACUGGACGUCAAGUAUAUUUUCGAAUGAAUUUUUGUUGCACACAUCUAAUCAACCAUUUAUCUAAAGAGAAUAUUUUUGAAUAUCAAUGAAAAAAGUAAUGAUCACGAUACUUGUUUUGUAAAUUUUCCUGAACUUGUGAUAUGCGUUUGUACCUAUAAAUUUCAAACAUUAUAGAAAAAAGGAAAAAUCGAGACGACGUCGUCAACCUUUGCUGGAUUCCAAAGAGCAUACACGACUGAAAGGGGCGAAAUAAUACACAGUAAGAUUGCACAUAAACUGAAACAAUGUAAUAUGUACUAGAAUUAAUCAGAUCAUAAUAUAUCAGAAUGCACUCUAUAGUAUAAUA
Molecule: messenger RNA, 1259 nt
Organism: Uranotaenia lowii
Lineage: Eukaryota; Metazoa; Arthropoda; Insecta; Diptera; Culicidae
Gene: Fis1
Product: mitochondrial fission 1 protein
Exons: 4
Coding region: 70-642 (190 amino acids)
Biological process (GO): mitochondrial fission; peroxisome fission; autophagy of mitochondrion
Cellular component (GO): peroxisomal membrane; mitochondrial outer membrane
Molecular function (GO): protein binding
Source: RefSeq, a predicted model, not a curated record